Messenger RNA from Ictidomys tridecemlineatus (thirteen-lined ground squirrel), 3215 nucleotides. RefSeq names its product hepatitis A virus cellular receptor 2 (gene Havcr2). Gene Ontology annotation, biological process: regulation of transcription by RNA polymerase II. The record is from RefSeq and is a predicted model, not a curated record. NCBI's taxonomy places the organism in Eukaryota, Metazoa, Chordata, Mammalia, Rodentia, Sciuridae. Gene Ontology annotation, cellular component: mediator complex.
GCUCAGUGAUUGAGUGCUUGCCUAGAUUGCACAGAGCCCUGGGUUCCAUCCCUAGCACUGCAAAAAUAGGUAAACAAGCAAAUAAAACAAGCUUCAAGGAAAAGAAAAAAAAUCAGCAAGAAAUCAAAACUGAAUGAGUGUGAACAUUUUCAGGAACAGGCCUCUACACACAAAGAGAAGGGAUUAGAGUAGGUCUCUAGAUGCCUUCAUGCCUAGACUUUAAUAAAAUAAUAAACUGUUAAUGUUUUAUAAAGGUGAUCUCAAUGGCGAUUGUAGAGAUGGAUAGAAAAUAGAGUCAUAAGCAACAAAACUUAUUCCUUAUAAGAAGGAAUCAAAAGCUGAGAGCUGACACAUUUAAAAGCCUUGCCUAAGGUCAUGCUGCCAGUGCAUAUGUCACCCCAGCCCCAUGUAUUAUCCACUCUGCCCUAUGCUUAAACAUGGAUGUUUUCUGGCUGUUGUAAACUACAUGGGCAGGCAUAUUUAGGACAAAUGUUAAAUUCAUGCAAUGUGAUGCAAACGUGGAAAAGUCUGGGGUUUAGGAGACUUGUGUUCCUAUUCUAAAUUACAAAUCACAUACCUUUGGGCAAAUAAUUUUUCUUGAGUCUCAGUUUCCUUGUGCGUGAAAUGAGGCAAUUAACUAUGAUCUCUUGAACAACUACCACUCUGUUAUGCUAUUUAAGUACAUAUACGGAACAAGUUGAAUGUUUCUAUUAAAUGCAUUUAAUGGCAUCCAGGUGACGAGGAAAUUCAGGAAGGCAAGACAUAGAGGAAGGCCAACUGUGUUUUCAGAAACCACUCAGUCUGUAAGCUCACUUCCCUUUUGUAAAGAAGCUUUGGGAUUUAAGGUAUCUAGAUAGAAGUCACUCUCCCAGGGCUAAGGGCACGUGGGGCUGGUAUUGCCUCAGGAAUGAAUGGUGUGGCUGGAACACAACAUUUUCUGGCAGUUCAUGCCAGAAGCCCCCCGAGAGUAAGAGUACCUUGUGUUCAUGAGAUGGAAUAGAAUACUGCGGUCUCCUCAAUUCCAUCCAAAGUCAGGGAGUAAAAAAGCAUUACCGAGAGGAAUAUGACUUUCCUAAAAGGCAGGGUUUGAAAGUUUGAAGGUCGAAGUCAGACUAUUAGAGUGGAGAGCUGUGCAUAUAUCACCUAUUCAUUUUAUAAAUUUCUAAGUGAGGAAGCUCAGAUUCAACAAGGUAUAGGACAUGAACGAAUUUGUGUUAGAACAAGGACAAGAACUGGGUCAUGAUCAUAUUGGCAGUUGCCUAUGGAUGUGAGGAUAAGGAAGUUGCCAUCCAUUGUCCUGUUCUCCAGCUCCUAGUUCAGUGCCUGCAUAGAGUACCUGCUUUAUGAGCACUGACUGAAUGAAUGCAUGAACCAUCUGACUGCAUUUUAUAUUCCCCGUUAACCAGCCCAACUUGCACACUGUCCAUUUCAGACCUACUUAACCUAAGUAAUAAGAUGAGGGUUCUUUCUACUGGCUAUGACUAAUACUUUUGUUCCUCUGAAAUAUUGCUUCCUCUUUGUUGAGGCACCAAGACAAACAUCAUCAUGUUCACAGGACAUGUGGGGUGUGGUAUGACAAACAACUGGGGCUUCUUUUCAUGUGACUGAAGAUUUAGCAGCAUCAGUACAGACAUCAUUGGUAGUCAGACACCCUCAAGUGUGGUCUGGCAAUCAGCAGAAGUAGCUUCCAUUCAUGUGAUUGUGGAGGAAAGAGACAGUUGGAGGAAAUACUUAGUUCAUCUGGAGAGUUCAAAUUGUGCCUAAACAGAGUCAUCCUCUGACUCUUCCUCUGAAGAGCCCAUGUUUUCACAUGGUAUCCUGUUAUUGCUGCUGCUGCUGCUGCUUCUUACAAGGUCUUCGGAAGGGGAAUACAUAGUCGAGGUGGGUCAGGAUGCCAGUUUGCCCUGCAGCUACAAACCCAUCUCUUCAGGGAGUCUUGUGCCUGUGUGCUGGGGCAAGGAGUCCUGUCCUAUAUUUGGAUGUAAUGAUUUGGUGCUCAGCACUGAUGAAAUGAAUGUGAAAAAUCAGAAAUCCAGCAGAUACCAGCUAAAGGGGAAUUUCCACAAAGGUGAUGUGUCCCUGACCAUAGUGAAUGUGACUCCAGCUGACAGUGGGACCUAUUGUUGUCGGAUCCAGUUUGAAGGACCAAUGAAUGAUUACAAACUAAAUGUGGAGUUGAUCAUCAAACCAGCCAAGGUCAACCCAGCUCCAACUGCCCAGAGAGAUGUUACUACAGUUCUUCCAAGGAUGCUUACCACCGAGGGACAUGGCUCAGUGGAGACAAAGACCCUGGGGACCUUCCAUGAUAAAAAUCGAACACAGAUAUCUACAUUUGCUGAUGAGUUCCAAAGCUUUGGAGCAACCACCAGAAGAGGCCUCUAUAUUGGAGUAGGAAUCUCUGCUGGGUUGGCUGCUAUGCUUAUUUUUAGUGUUUUAAUUCUCAAAUGGUAUUCUCAUAGGAAAAAGAAACAGAAUUCAAGUCUCAUCACGCUGGCCAACCCCCGGCCCUCAGGGUUGGCAAAUGCAGCAGCAGACAGGAUGCGCUCAGAGGAGAACAUCUACAUCAUUGAGGAAAACAUAUAUGAGAUGGAGGACCCGAAUGAGGACUACUGCUAUAUCAGCAGUGAGCAGCAAUACUGACCACCUCUGGGUUCUCACCUUUUUAUGCCAUUGAAUCCAGCACCUUCAUUUUUGACCUUGGUGUUGUUUUUUUUUUUUUCAAAACUGAGAUGUGUCAGCUAACUGGUUUUACAGGUUCUGUCCAGGGGCACCAAGAAGAGUGUUCCUAUUUUCUGGAGAUAAUUAGCUCACAUUGGGGUUCAACUGUGACCUUUGCUGUACAUCAUUACCUCUGUAUCCCAGCUAACAGGGGUAUCCAACCCAGAGACUGCCAAUCAUGGGCAUUAGACUUCAAAUGUACUUUUAUGCACAUUAGGGAUUCUUGAUAUGAAAUCUUUCCAAGAAAUUCAGGCUUAUGAUGUGACUGUGAAGCUCCUGAGAAUGUAGAGUAUGCUGUGUGUCGAGACAUGUGCUUUUCUUCUUCGGUACAGAUAGUCUAAAGGGGCACUGCUUUUCAUGGAGAUCUGUAAUCCUUAAAAAGGUACAAUAAGCCAAAUGUUGUGGUACAUACCUGUAAUCUCAGCAACUCGGGAGAUUGAGGCAAGAGGAUUCCAAGUUGGGGGCCAGCUUCGGCAACUUGGCAAGGCCCUAAGUGA